AUGUUCAAGCGCCUGGCGAGCGCGCGCGGCUCAAAGGACCGCGUCGUGCACUUCACCGUCACCGUCCACGCCCUCGAGCCGUGGAUCGGUGUUGGCGUCACGGGCGUCGCGAGCGAACGCAUCGCUCUCGGUUGGGAACGUGGCGCGAAUCGACGCGGUACGACAUCCGUGAGCGACCCGACGCCGUUAGAUGACUACGGAAGAGCGUCCCGAUACACCUUCGAGGAAGAGAUCGCGAUCGAUGCCACGGUACAAAAGGGACGGGUGAAGGCUUUGCGAUUCUUCGUCUUGGCGAUUCCGAGCGGGACGGCGCUGGGCGGCGCGGUGGAGACGCGAGUGGUUGGUGGAUGCGACGUGGAUCUCGCGAAGUUUACGGAUGCGAACGAUGGAAGGGGUGUGACUUUGGAGGUUGGGUGCGGAGACGACGUGCGAGCGGCGGUCGGGGCGCCGCGAUUGACGAUUACGGUGCGCGCGCGGGUCGCGGAUGGAAAUAUGGAGAUCGAGCCGCAUACGCCAGAGGUGAAUCGCGGCCGCGUGGCGGCGCAGUCGUGGGCAGCCUCAGGGAGGUUUCGCGAUGAGGAGUCGGUGAGCGAUCAGUCCACCGAGCAGGCGGCGGCAUUCACGAAGGCGGCGAGCAUGUUUAAAAAGCGCGAACCGAAGCACGAGGAGUCGUCGGCAAUCGAAGCGCCAAGAGCGCUGAACAUCGAGAACGAACCUCAGAUGAGCGCCUCUGGAAACGAGAUCGUGCCCGCGGUGCCGGUGACGACCGCGACGCGGGAGAGCGCGCCCUCUGGAGAACCUGACGGUGACCCAGAAUUAGAGUCCGCUCGCCUCGAGUUGUUUGGCGUUCGCGAGGCACAGUCGCCAGUAACGCCAACUCCCAAGGGCGAUGUCGACUCCGAUGGUUUCCUUCUGGACUCAGAUCUCGAGAGCGACGGUGAAGACGACGAGCAUAUCAUCAUGGAAUUCACUCCGACUCCGCUGAAAGAUAAAGCGACAGAGGAUUUCGAGCGAGCCGCGGAGGAAGAGGCGCUUCGUGUCGAAGCAGAGCGCGUUGCAGCCGAAGAAGCCCGCAUGCAGGUGGAGGAAGAUGCGGCGGUGGCUCGUAUCGAAGCGGAACGUCUCGCGCUAGAAGAAGAGGAACGAAAACGCAUCGAAGAGGCCAGAUUAGCGACUAUUCGCAUCGAAGAAGAGCGACUCCGCCUGGAGGAAGAGGAACGUCUUGCACGAGUCGAAUUUGAACGAGCACAGGCUGAGGAAGAGGCAAGACGGCUCGCAGAAGAAGACGCGAUUGCGGCGGCCCUAGAGGAAGAGAAAGUGCGCGCCGAGGAAGAGCGACAGUGGGAGAUAGAAGCGGCGGUGGCGGCGGCGCGCGUAGAUGAGUUGGAGCGGCAGGCAGAACUCGCACGAAUGGCAGAGGAAGAUGCUGUUCGCAAAGCUGAAGAGGAAGCGCGACUGAGAGCCGAAGAAGAUGCUGUUCGCAAAGCUGAAGAGGAAGCGCGACUGAGAGCCGAAGAAGAUGCUGUUCGCAAAGCUGAAGAGGAAGCGCGACUGAGAGCCGAAGAAGAUGCUGUUCGCAAAGCUGAAGAGGAAGCGCGACUGAGAGCCGAGGAGGAAGCUCGUCACCGAGAUGAAGAGGAGGCGCGCUUGAGAGCGUCAGCUGCCGAGGAAGAGGUCAUGCGAGCCGCAGAGCAAGCGGCCGCUCAAGAGGCUGCAGCGGCGGCGCAGGCGGCCCUUGUAGAACAAGAGCGUGUGCGCGCUGAAGAAGCGCUGUGCGCGGCUCGAGAGGCAGAAGAGCUUCUCAGAUUGGAAGAAGAGGAGACCCUCCGAGUGGCGCAGUUGGAAGCGAGAUUGCAAGAAGAACGUGAGUUGGAAGCGAGAUUGCAAGAAGAACGUGAGUUGCAAGCGGCAGAAAGUGUGCGAACGGCGUCGAUGCCUGAUGUGGACGUUUACGCUGAGGAACCGAUCCCUGAAGAUGCGGCUGAGGUAUUGUUUUCGGGCUCGCCCUCAGCUCAGUCUGUUGGUUUCAGCACUCCGAUGGCGCACUGUGACGACGCGUUCUAUACACCUGGGACGCACCGCACUCGUUUCGCGGAUUCAGUCGCUAAACCGACUCGCAACCGUGAACUGGAGGAUGAGGUCAUCAGUAUGUCUCUCUGCGACAUCCUCAUCCACAGCGCGGCGAUGGACUCUGGUUUUACCACCGCUCUUGGCCUCAGCGAACGUAUCGCAUCUGUGCGAUCUACACAAGGUUUGGAGGGUUCACAACUCGAGUUCCGUCGGAUUAUGGAUUCGUUUGGAGUAGCAAUCAAGGGCGCACUGAGCAAUCCUUCGAGAUCGGUGUUUUUGGCCACUCAGCUUAUCGCCCUGAGAGUCUGUCUCGCGAACAUGGAUGAUAUCGAUACUCGCGAUCUGAUCGAACUCGAGAUUGUCGCGCGGAAUUCAGCGUUUGAGACGCUGUGGACACAGACUUUCGGUUCACUGCUCGCUCCGUCCGACGCCACGCUCAAGCUGUUGGGCCUGAGUUCGCUCCCGAAUGGUGACGGCGAACGCAUCGGCCGCGCGUGGGCUGUGAUGUUUCAGUUCGCCAAGGUUCGACUCGGUGUUGAUUUGGUGACGAAUGCGCGCGGCACGCCGAAUGGUGCAAAGCCACUGACACAACAGCUUCAGAGAGAGAUUCUCAAGAAUCUGAUGUUGAGACUCGAUAAAUCGGUCUUAGACGUUUUGCUCAAGCCGACGGAGGACGAAAAGGUGAACGCGAUGCUCCCCGGCCGAGGUGCGCUGACGUUUGCAACAGGUGCUGAGUUAAAGCGAGCGAUUUCCGCGCUCGUCGGUAUCGUCACCGAACUCAACCUCGGUACGGGUCCCGACUCGGUCACUCCCAAACUCCGAGCAGCGGCGGAUGUGUGCAUGAUUCCCAAGGACGCACUGACAGACCCUCAGCUUCGCGCGGAUAUCUUGUGCGGCAAGCUGAGCGGCGAAGAACUUUCAGGAAUCGUCAUUCGUUUCCGCCCGGAUGAUUUCGCACCGCAGCCCGUGGACCAGUCCGUCAUCAACGCCGUCGUCGCCGCCGCGGCAAGCGAACACACCGAGUUCGAUCCGUCUGGCGUCGAGCCGUGCGUGCCGGUGAGCACACAAGACGCGCCUUGGGUCGCCAACUUGGCGAGCGCGCUCGCGGCGUCCGAUGGCUCGACGGUCGACGUCGCCAUGCUCCCGGGUUUCAGCGCCCACGCCUCCAGAUGGUCCCUCGUCGCUGAAUCCCUCGCACGAUAG
This is a messenger RNA of Ostreococcus tauri, 3273 nucleotides long. Its product is annotated as unnamed product. NCBI's taxonomy places the organism in Eukaryota, Viridiplantae, Chlorophyta, Mamiellophyceae, Mamiellales, Bathycoccaceae. The coding region runs from base 1 to 3273 and encodes 1090 amino acids. The transcript has a single exon. The record is from RefSeq and is a predicted model, not a curated record.